AUGGACAUGGCGCGACAAAUGGCAGACGGCAAGCCUCUGAAGAAGGUGCGCCCGCGAAGGACGGUCGACUACGGUGGAUCCAUGGGCAGAUGGGCAUUGUUGCGCAAAAUGCGGCCGACCGGAACGUACGUGCCGCAUCUGAGGCCGGCGCCGCCGUACAUCAUCGACCUCCUGCCCCCGAAAGCAUACCCUGACAACCCUUCAACGUCCCUGUGCACGAAGUUCGUGCAUACAUCCACCAACAAGAUCAGGUGUCCUGUGAAUUGCGUGGUGUGGACACCAGAAGCAAGGCGGAUCCUGACGGGCUCGACCAGCGGGGAGUUCACGCUAUGGAACGGCCUCACGUUCAACUUCGAGACGAUCCUGCAGGCCCACGACUCCGCCGUCCGGACGAUGCAGUUCUCGCACUCGGGCGCGUUCCUCGCGUCCGCGGACCAGAACGGCGUCAUCAAGUACUUCCAGCCCAACAUGAACAACCUGACGCAGUGGACGGGGCACCGCGAAGCGAUCCGUGGGCUCAGUUUCAGUCCGGACGACACGCGGUUCGCGACCGCCAGCGACGACUCUACCAUCCGGUUGUGGUCGUUCGAGGAGCAGAGGGCAGAGCGGACGUUGACAGGACACGGGUGGGACGUCAAGUGCGUCGAGUGGCACCCGAGCAAGGGCUUGCUCGUCUCUGGAAGUAAAGACAACAUGAUCAAGUUCUGGGACCCUCGAUCAGCAACACCACUAUCACAAAACACCGUACAAGCUCUCGCCUGGUCGCCCAAUGGCGAGCUCGUGGCCAGCGCGUCGCGCGACCAGACCGUCCGCGUAUUCGACAUCCGCACCAUGAAGGAGCUCCGCCUUCUCAAGGGUCACAAAAAGGAGGUCUGCUCCGUGGCGUGGCACCCCGUGCACCCCGUUCUAGUCUCCGGCGGCUCCGAGGGCUCCAUCCUCCACUGGGACCUCUCCUCCUCCUCCGAGCCCCCCGCGACCCAAGACGCCUCACACCAACCCGGACCCCGCGCGACGCUCUCCCAGGCGCAUGACUCGAACGUCUGGGCGCUCACCUACCACCCGCUCGGGCACAUCCUCGUCAGCGCCUCGAACGACCACACGACGCGCUUCUGGUGCCGCGAGCGCCCCGGCGACGCGUCCUCGGUGUUCUCUGGGGGCGGCGAGAAGCCGCCGGAGGACGAGGACGAGGAGGCGAUGGUGCCCGGGUUCGGGAACGGGCCUCCGGGGUGGGCGAUGCAGGAGGAGGGGCCGAAGGCGGGGGCGGGCCCGGGCGCGCCGGCGGCGGCGGGUGGGCUGCCUGGGCUCGGGGGCUUUGGCUCGGCGGACUGCGCGGACGAUGUCAUCCCCGGGUUCGGUGGGGUGGAUGGCUCGGGCUCGGCUUCGGGCUCGGCUUCGGCUUCGGUGGCGGGGAGGCAGAGCGGGCCUCUGCCGUCGCAGGAGGACAUGUUCGGUCACGGCGGGCCAGAGGAUAGCUUCGACGGUGGGCGGAAUGCGAGUGGAAGUGCGGGCGGACGGGGUCGGAGAUGGGGCCGUGGAGGCGGAGGCGGGGCGGAGGCGGGUAUAGGGAUGGACACGGUGGAGGUGGAGGUGGAGGGUUCGGUGGCUCUCGUCGCGGACGACAUUGAUGGCCUUUACUGGAUGCGUAAAACGACUUCUGCGGGGUGUAGCUCCUCCGUUCCCUCUUCAUUCACCAUCGGCUUUGGUAUACAGUUUUGA
This is a messenger RNA of Epithele typhae, 1716 nucleotides long. Its product is annotated as WD40 repeat-like protein. The transcript is spliced from 9 exons. The coding region runs from base 1 to 1716 and encodes 571 amino acids. Lineage: Eukaryota; Fungi; Basidiomycota; Agaricomycetes; Polyporales; Epitheliaceae. Gene Ontology annotation, cellular component: mRNA cleavage and polyadenylation specificity factor complex. The record is from RefSeq and is a predicted model, not a curated record. Gene Ontology annotation, molecular function: protein binding.